GGAGGGGGAGAAGGCUCCGAGAACGGCGGCCCGAGCCAGGCUUUUCUAGCGAGUUGUGGGGAGGAGGAGGAGGGGGGGAGAGACUCUGGCGCGACUCGGAAGAGCCCCCGAAACCUGGAGAUUACGGGUUCGAAUCCCACUCGGGGAAGAGAUUGGGUUUGGAAACGCGGGGGUUAGUUUUAAAAGUUUCGGGGUACGUGGGUUCAUCCGGCUCUUGAAAGUCAGCCCCGCUUCGUUCUAUAGUUUCUAAGAGGGGAUCUGAGCAACCGAGGAGCUUGGAAGUUGCCUGGAGUAGGGAGGAAGGGUUGGAGGGUGCCACAAUUGGGUGAGGGUAGGGGAACCCCAAAGGUUCCUGGGUCCUUAAGGGAGAGGACAUUUUAGGGGGAUUUAAGUAAGGAUUAGGGUUAGGGGAAGAUAUUUUCAGUUGGGUCAAACAACAGGAGAAGUUGAGUAAGGAGUUGGCCAACCAGCAAUGCAAGAGGUUGAGCCCAACGAGAGGAGCCCGCUCUUAGAGCCCAAUGCCCGGUCGCCGGUCUCCUUCCCUGCGGCCAACGUCUUCCACGGACGGCGCUUGGCAUGUGCCGCUGUGCUUCUAGCUGAGCUGCUGGAAAGGGUGGCCUUCUACGGCAUCACCUCAAACCUGGUGCUCUUCCUCAAUGGAACUCCUUACAAUUGGGAGGGCGCCCAAGCCAGCCAGGCCCUCCUGCUCUUCAUGGGCAUCACCUACCUGGUCUCCCCUUUUGGGGGUUGGCUGGCCGACGCCCUGUUGGGCAAAUUCCCCACCAUCUUGGUCAGCAUGGCAGUCUACCUCUUGGGCAUGCUGGCUUUCCCCGCCAUGGCCAUCGCUCCCAGCCGCCAGUGGCUCUGCGGGGAGCUUCAUCCGUGGCCCAUUGAGAACUGCUCAUCGCCUCUGCAGAGCAAUACCACCUCCGCCCCGUGCCCGUCACCAGGAGACAUGCGCUACUGUCUCAUCGCCUCCUAUGUCGGCUUGGUGCUGGUUGGACUGAGCGUGGGCUCCGUCAAGGCCAACAUCACCCCCUUUGGAGCUGAUCAGGUGAAGGAUCGAGGUCCAGAAGCCACCCGGCGUUUCUUUAACUGGUUUUACUGGAGCAUCAAUUUGGGAGCCAUCCUCUCUCUGGGGGGCAUUGCGUACAUCCAGCAGAACGUCAACUUCGCCAUCGGCUACAUCAUCCCCACGGUUUGCAUUGGCGUCUCCUUCGUGGUCUUCCUGUGUGGCCAGAGCGUCUUCAUCACCAAGCCACCGGAUGGCAGCGCCUUCACCGACAUGUUCAAAAUCCUGGCUUAUUCUUGCUGUAACCGAAAACAGCCAGAGCGGUUUUCCAGCCCUAGGGGCUCCCAGGGGAUCCUCCACCCAUCUCAGCCUUCCAAGGAGAGUCUUCUGGAAGCGGCCAAGGCCUCCAAUGGGGGCCCUUUCCGAGAAGACAAAGUGGAAGACGUCAAAGCUUUGGCCAAAAUCAUCCCCGUCUUUUUGGCUCUCAUACCAUACUGGACAGUCUACUUCCAGAUGCAGACCACUUACGUCCUCCAGAGCCUCCACCUGAGAAUUCCACAGUUUUCUAACAGCACCUCAAACGGCACCACAAACGCCCACACGUUUCCCGCAGCUUGGCUGACCAUGUUUGAUGCUGUCCUCAUCCUUAUCCUCAUCCCCUUGAAAGACAAAGUGGUGGACCCCAUGUUGAAGAGGAAGGGGCUCCUUCCUUCCUCGCUGAAGAGAAUCGCCUUUGGGAUGUUCUUCGUCAUGUGUUCUGCGUUCGCUGCAGGAAUAUUGGAAAGCGACCGGCUGAGGAGGGUGAAGACCAAGACGAUCGAUCAGAAGAUUGGGACGGCCGUCUACCACGCGGCCGACAUGUCCGUCUGGUGGCAGGUCCCUCAGUAUAUUCUGAUCGGAAUCAGCGAGAUCCUAGCCAGCAUUGCAGGUGGGUUCGCCGCGUCGCGAGGGAGACAGGAAAACAGGCCCCGUUUAAGCCUCUUCGUUUGGUCUUAUCGUUCCUUAGCCUAG
Molecule: messenger RNA, 2023 nt
Organism: Pseudonaja textilis
Lineage: Eukaryota; Metazoa; Chordata; Lepidosauria; Squamata; Elapidae
Source: RefSeq, a predicted model, not a curated record